Brassica rapa (field mustard) is the source of this 1143-nucleotide messenger RNA. RefSeq names its product partner of Y14 and mago. Gene Ontology annotation, cellular component: cytoplasm; exon-exon junction complex. Gene Ontology annotation, molecular function: RNA binding. Gene Ontology annotation, biological process: exon-exon junction complex disassembly. The record is from RefSeq and is a predicted model, not a curated record. NCBI's taxonomy places the organism in Eukaryota, Viridiplantae, Streptophyta, Magnoliopsida, Brassicales, Brassicaceae.
UGUCUUAACAUUAACCUUUUUUCUUUUUUUUUGGAACACUUCUUAACAUUAACCAAAUCACAAUAUUGAUGCUAUAAAAUCAGUACAAAAAUUCUUUCUUUUUUUUUGUAUUUGGUCUGUUUGUUUUCCAAUCGAAUUCACGAAGAAUUCAAGAUCGACUAUUCAAUAUCAACCGCUUGCUUUUCACCGGACUUGGCCUCUCCGACGACCGGAGAAAAGCUACAUCUCAAAGAGAGUAGAUAAUUUAAAGCUGAGGAAAGAAGAAAAGUGACAAGGGUACUGAAAAAAUCUGAAGGAAUCAGAUGGGAAGCAGCAAUAGAAGCGGAGAACAAAGAAAGCAAAUGGCGGAACUUAGCAAAAACCUUAAAGAAGGUGAGAGGAUCCUGGAGCCUACACGUAGACCUGAUGGCACUCUCCGGAAACCCAUCCGGAUUCGAGCUGGACAUGUUCCAGAAGAUGAAGUUGUCAUCUAUCAAUCCAAAGGCUCUUUGAUGAAGAAGGAGAUGGCCUCACAAGGACCUCCAGGUUAUGAGCCUGAUCCAACUCCUAAAGCAAAGACUAAAGCUGCUAAGAGAAACGAACGUAAGAAAGAGAAGAGAUUACAGGCUGCUGUGGAAAAAGGUAACAGCUCUGAGGAUGGAUCAAGUAAUGUAGACAAGGAAGAGGCUGUUCCCAUUGUCACUUCAAGCAACGGACCACAAUCAGUGGAUGUAUUGGUUUCUAGUUUGGAGGCUUUGAACCUUGGUGAAGCACACAAUCCAGGAACUGCAGGAGAUGACACCGAGAAGAGAAUACGUGCACUUAAGAAGAAAAUCCGACUCACAGAAGCUCAACAGCAGAAGACUGCUCCCAAAGACUUAAAGCCGGAGCAGUUGGAGAAGUUCUCUAAGUUAGAGGAAUGGAGGCAAGAACUCAAGGCUUUGGAGGAUAAGGAGGCUUAGCACUCUGCAGCAUCUGACAUGGAUUUUCUAGCUUUCAGACAGGUUGUUGUAGCUUUUCUCAUGAAAAUUGUGGGAAGAACCAAUCGAAAUUUGUAUGAAUAUGAAAAGGAGUGCUGUUCUUUGAGGUUUUAUCAGAAAUCUUGUUAAUGGACUUGGCUCAAUGCCUAAAUUCUCAGGGGAAUUGAUUCUACUUUGUGUGUUG